Messenger RNA from Stegastes partitus (bicolor damselfish), 2768 nucleotides. RefSeq names its product thymocyte selection associated family member 2 (gene themis2). Gene Ontology annotation, biological process: T cell receptor signaling pathway. The coding region runs from base 29 to 2158 and encodes 709 amino acids. The transcript has 6 exons. Gene Ontology annotation, cellular component: nucleus; cytoplasm. The record is from RefSeq and is a predicted model, not a curated record. Lineage: Eukaryota; Metazoa; Chordata; Actinopteri; Pomacentridae.
UUGAUUGCAGCACGCCGAGACAUCAGUGAUGGCAGGCACAACUGCUUUGCCACUUCAAGAAUUUAUCGCAUCAUUGGACAAUACCUGUCUGCCCAAAAUUCUACAAGUUUGCUCGGGUGUAUAUUUCCAAGGUUCUAUAUAUGAAAUUUCUGGGAGCGAAGUCUGCUUUUCUACUGGGGACCUGAUAAAGGUCAUCAACAUUGAGCUCGUGUCAGUUUGCUGCGAAGACAUCAGCAAACAUGAGAAAUUUGAGCUGCCUCUCAGCCACACAGGCUUGUUCAAGGUUGUUCCAGAAGAGAUGCCGUACAGCACAAUAGAGGAGAUGGUGAGGCUGAGGCCCGUUGAGCUAGAAUCCUGCCUUCCCUUCACUUUCACCAGCCGCUCCAAAAUGACCUUUGGCAACUUUACAUUGGGGGCUGGGAGGGCUUUGACUGUGAUCUGCAUCGAGAGGCGUGAGGGCGAAGAGGACCGUGCGCGCUGCCACGUUCAAGGACAACAAGAAGCCUCUGCUGAAGUGUGCAUCCCUCUUUCUUCCCGGGGGGAGUUUUACGAGUGUGAGAGCGAGGAGUGUUUCACUCUGGUGGAGAUCAUGUCCUCUCCCUGUCUGCGUAGUCGAAGGUUUCGCUUCAUCAACACCACCAAGUGUGAGCGACGACUGGUCCUCAGUCCGGUGUACCAAGUCCAUGCCAUCAUGAACUUGAGGAAGAACGUGUUGAAGUUCCCGUCCAGCUUGGAGGUGGAUGUGGUUGAUGUCACUGAGAUGUGUCAAGAUGUAAAUUUCGUGACCCCGAUUAGCCUGACAGAGGUCCUUUCUCAGCCAGACGAAUCAUUUCCUGUCGUGGCAGAGGUGCUAGAAGGCCCAGACACUCGUAAUCUGUUCAAGUGCAGCUGGCUGCCGGAAAUUAUCAAGAACCAGCGUCUGGUUUUGCACAAAAAAGGAACUUCCGCCAUGAUUCUGCUGUCCAGUUUGAAGAGCCGGAAAGUGCAGCAGUACUUCCUGGUGUCUCAGCAAUAUGGUGGGAGGUUUCGGAGACGGCCGAGAGAGUUCAAUUCGGUGUAUGAGCUGUAUGCUGCUUCGAUCCAGGCGCCAGGUCUGAAGGUCAGCGUGACAAGGAACUGUGAGGAUGUCGAGGAGGAGGGCCUGCCUGCCCUCAGUGUGGGGGACCAGCUGGAGAUUGUGCGAUGCGACAGACUGGAGCUGCCUUGCGGAAGCACGGGGGGACCAAAGCAGUCGGUCGAGGCUCUCAUGUGUCACCGUCUUCAAGAGCCUGAUGAUGAGGACGAUGAUGACGACGAUGAAGAUGACGAAGAGGAGGUCAAACGGGAAGAUGUCAAAGAAGAGAUUUUUCUGCCUCUCUACAUGCAGGGUCACUUUGUGGAAGUACUUAGCGAUAACAAGAAGUACAGACUCAGGGACUUGGGUAAGGAGUUUACUUUGCCACUGGAUGUUAAAGUGGUGAGCCGUGACACAGAACUGGAGACUGAUCCGCUAGUAGGCUUUGCAUGUCUCAGAAUCGAAGGGGCUAUGUUGGAGCCCACCAUCCAGGCGAGCUUUACACACAAGCCGGACUGCUGUUUCGAGAUCCCAACCAAGUGGGUCUCUAUGUCCGUCUCGUUCACCGAGGAGUCCCCGCCGUGGCCCGAGGGUGAAUCCCCCAAGUGCCACGUGGAGAGGGUUACUGAGGUGACAGACACGUUCUUUUAUGAGUUUUGCAAACAGGAUAACUUGCAUGUGGCUCCUCCGCCUCGACCACCGAAGCGAAAUAUGUCAAUUUCAAAACCGUCCAAAAAGGCGCAAUCGAAAUCCUCAAAGAAAUCAGAAAAGGCAGAAAAGUCCAAACACCAACCAGGGAAAAGCGUGCCAACCAAACAAUUCAGUGAUUUGACUUUGAAUAGCAAAAGACGGCCCCCAGCUCCACCGCCUCCAGAUUGCUCAGAUGACAAACCUCCACCCAUCGCACCCCGAAAGCACUCAGGGACUGAAACGCCACAGUGCAAGGCUCUGCCCAACACUUACGUAAAAAUCGAGGAGUCCAAGAUAAACGUGGCCCUGAGCAGCGACCUGACAGAUGAGGACAGCGACCAUGACUAUGAAACUGUGGACGACACUUUGGCAGUCAUGGUGAAGAAAGCACAAGAGGAUGUCAUGUUCUACUAAAAAAAAAUAUCAUCUUCUUCUGCAAUCGUGAGGUCAGAAAUGAAUCAAAGUGCGGUGCCUGGUGAUGAAAUUUCAAAUGCUGUGUUGAAACUCAUAUGAUGUCAUGCUCACUAUAGAUGUAUUCACCCCUUUAGGUGAAUAUUAAAUUAUCCAGCUGCCUAUUCCUUAUGGUAUACUCGCACAUUGGCGUGCCAUUAUUUUGUUCCGUAAUAGGACAUGUCUGGCCCGCAGAUAUCUGAUGAUUAGACAGUAUUUUUAAUUCUCCUUUUUUUUGUCAUGUCGUCAGCAAAAUUUCUUCCUGCUCAUCAUUUCUUUCUUCCACCCAAGAUGCUUUACCUUUUUUUAAGGUUCUCAGUGGCUGCAUCUACCCAUAUUCUACCACACACAAACUCUGACAGAACGAAUACUACCUUUUUAACUCUUAACUAGCCAUUUGGUAAUUUGCCAGCAGUGAUUGUAGUUUUUCCUUCAUAUUUAUAUUGUGCAAUACUGUGCUGUGAAUUACUAUAUAUGAAGAGCUAAUUUGAAAAAACAGGUAACUCCAUUUUUGUAGAUUUUCAGAAAACUUUUGUUGUUGUUAGGUUAUGUCAAUCAAACUGAAGUUGAGUGG